GGCUCGCUCCUGAGGCGUUGCCAAAAAAGUACACCCCUUCGAAAAGGUGCGCUCGUCCAAUAUGGCCGAAAAAAGUUCAUUUUCUUUAUGCCGGGCUCCCUGAUGAUAAACUUUCUCUCGUGUGUAGAUGACAUUAACAUCUUUCUAUCGAGGACUAGCUGUGGUUGUGAGUGUGGGUACAUGCUUUGCAGCAGAAUUAUAUUGUCACAAAGAAGACGCCAGUUGUCAAAGUAAACGGGAAGAGAACAGGGGAGGACCGAUGGACAGCUACCCCCCUCCCACCCCGCGGCCUGAGUUGGUCGUGUUUGAGGUAGACUUUACCCUGUGGCCCUUCUGGGUAGACACACAUGUCAGCCCUCCAUUCAAGAAGACAAGUGCUGGCAGAGUGGUGGACAGGCACGACUAUGUUCUCCAGGGGUAUGAGGAUGUGCCUGAGAUUCUGGACUGGAUGAGCAGACAGGGGUACACCAUGGCUGUGGCUUCCAGAACUGAUGCCCCGAAAGACAUGAGGGCAGCUCUGAAACUGUUGGACUGGGACAAAUAUUUUACAUACAAGGAGAUUUAUCCUGGCUCUAAAACUCAUCAUUUUCAAAGGUUCCAUGAACAAAGUGGUGUACCGUACUCCAAGAUGAUUUUCUUUGACGAUGAGGAAAGGAAUAUCUACGACCUCAACAGGAUAGGUGUGCUGUCCAUCCUAGUGUCCAGGGGACUGACCACUCAGGUCCUCAAGAACGGGCUGGAGCAGUUUGCUCGGGAAAGGAAAUAAUUUUCCUGCAGAAGUCGAAACAGUUUUAUCGCACAAAACUUAUCAAAGUGGUAUAUUUUAGCAUUGUUUGCAUGAAAUAGUAAGAGUAUUGAUUGCUGCAUAGUGGCAAAAGUAUUCAUCAGUAUAUUUUCAGGGUUUGAAAUAAAAAAUAAUAAUUAUAAUAAUAUAUUGGGUGUACUUGCAGCCAGUGCCAUAGGCAGUAGGUACCCAAUGAGGCUGAUUAACGUGGUCGAGGCACAUCCUCAGGCACAGGACCCCCAUUUUAUGUCCCUCUCGGGAUGAGAUGAAAAGAACUGAGAUGCUAGGAUAUCUGUAGAUAGGGACCUGAGGUAAAAUCUCAUUCUCACUGUUAUUCAUGCAACUGCACGUCAGCCUUGCACAUGGUUUUAACCAAGCAGACCUUGUCAUCACAUCUUACUCUUCUCGACAAGUGUUUUGGGUUCUUUUACAUAAAGAGGUUUGAUACUUUAGUCAUAUGCCUGAAGCUCUAUCAUAAAUGUUCGUAUUGAGCCAACCCUGGGAUUGAACUCCAACCCACGGAUCCAGACAAUUUGAUUCAGAUGGCCAAGAUAGCAUUACCACUUGUGCAACAGGGACAUUUCAGGUUUUAAUCCUUAUCAGGCCAAACCGAUUUUAUUUCUUGUUUCUCGGAUUGUUCAGAAAAAAAAGAUUGGUCGGUUUGUCAAAAAAAAAAACUUUUCAAAAAGUCAGGGGUAGGAGAGAUCGGACAGGAAAACCUAAACUUUCAACAUUUAUAUAUAGGUGGACCCUGCGUCCCUUUUUUUUUUUUCAAAUCGGAAAAAAAUAGGGUCGGGAAUCCAAGAAACAACAAGUACCGGUAAAAUUGGUGUGGCCCUAGUGGGCUACUAUAAGGUUAUAAUUAUGAAUGCAAGUUUUCACUGUGGAAAAUGACAUUUGACAUCAAGGAAGAAAUAUUUUAGUUUUUGAAUUGUGUGUGUACAAUAUCUUUUGAUUGGUAUAACUGUCAAAAAUCUAGUAUCUAUUGAAGCAAUAAAAAUGGAUUAUAUUCAUAGC
Messenger RNA from Branchiostoma floridae (Florida lancelet), 1801 nucleotides. RefSeq names its product magnesium-dependent phosphatase 1-like. Lineage: Eukaryota; Metazoa; Chordata; Leptocardii; Amphioxiformes; Branchiostomatidae. The record is from RefSeq and is a predicted model, not a curated record. Bases 128 to 766 code for a protein of 212 amino acids. The transcript is spliced from 6 exons. Gene Ontology annotation, molecular function: acid phosphatase activity.